Gongylonema pulchrum is the source of this 264-nucleotide messenger RNA. The record is from the annotation of a GenBank genome assembly. Lineage: Eukaryota; Metazoa; Nematoda; Chromadorea; Rhabditida; Gongylonematidae.
AUGGCAAUUGAAUCACUAGCAGAUGGUGGCGUCCUUGGCGGCAUUGAUCGUGCAACUUCGCUAAAACUGGCUGCUCAGACUGUCAUGGGGGCAGCAAAAAUGGUUCUGGAGAGCAGCGAACAUCCAGCUGCGUUGAAGGAUAACGUGUGCUCAGCCGGUGGCUCCACAAUCUAUGGUAUCAAAGAGCUCGAAAAGAAUGGUGAGAAUGUUGCUUUCAUGAAUCCAGUGGAAUUUGCUUAUUCGUUGCCUCAGCCAUUACUGUAA